GUAAAGACCAUAUUUUUUAGUGGCUCAGAGCAAUCCACGCCAACGCCACCGACAUGGCGGCUACCGCGACCGCCACCGCCACCGAGAUGGAGGCCACCGCGACCGUCCCCACCGAGGCCGCCGCCGUCCCGUCUCCAGCCAUCCUGGAGAAAUAUAUGCAUAAAAACCGCUUGCAAGAGUUUUGUGUGCAAACAUAUAAGAAGAUGCCAGUCUACAAGGUUGAGUUUGAGGGUGAAUAUCAUCAACCUAAGUAUAAAUGCACAGUGGAAGUGGGAGGUAAGCAGUUUUCAUCAACUGGUAGUUUCAGUCGCAAGAAGGAAGCAGAGCAGGAUGCUGCAAGAGUGGCUUAUGAGAUCUUGGCAGCAAUUGGAGAGGGUGAUGUUAAAGAGGUGUAUGGGCUUAUUGAUCAGGAUGCGGUGUUCUGCAAAUCAAUUCUCUAUGAAUUUGCUGUCAAGACAAAAACCACUCGUCCCACUUACUCUAUAGUUCGUCUCGAAAAGCCCUUCACCAUGUUUGUUGCUUCUGUGGUGUUUAAUGGGAAUAUCUAUAACGGUGAAUCUGCAUCCAACAAGAAGGACGCGGAGCAGAAUGCAGCUCGUGCUGCGAUCAAGUCAAUCUUAGCUACAGAUAACUCUUGUAUGAUUGGAAUUAUUAGGUCAAAGAAGCAUCUCAUCACUGCCAUCAAAUCUUCUAGAAGCAUCCCAACUACUUUUACUCCUAUAGAGUUUACACGCCCUGUUGCAUAUGCAGCAUAUGGUGAACUAGAUCCUGUAACACCUAUGUCACUAGAUGAAUCUCCGUCAUUAGGUGUUCAAGGACACAGCAUUGUACCAGUAGUUGGGACAUCCGCCAACCCAUCUGCAAAAGCUGUAACUGGUUCAAAGAAGCGCAAGUGCAGAGUUGGAGGAGCAGAGGCCAACGAAACAAUGGUUGCCAAGGAGCAUUAACUUGUCACCCAUCAACACAAGGGUUCAGCUUUGUAGAAAAUACUAAGAGCAUAUGGUUUAUAAUUUGGCCUUUGUUUUGUCUGGAACUUUUCUUGAUUUGGCUCGAUGUUUGAAAUUAUUUGCUGAUGCCUGACAGUUGCACUUCCUUGCAGUUUACUCAAAUUGUUAUUUCCAGUUGCAUGCCAUUGUAAUGUUUUGUGUUGAUGGUAAGCAAAAGGGGAAGGGGACUUCUUUCCUCUAAUAUGCAUUGUAAUGCUUACAUUUUAAGUUAUAAGUACAUAAUGCAAUCUGGCUUUUUCCAUUUUAAAUGUAGUAUUAUGUGGAUCGAAGUUGUACACUUACUCGAUCAAACAGUAGCAGUUUGAGAAAACAUCCGCAAUAGUUUUUGACAUUAUUAUUGCGCCCCCUGAAAGCUGGAAGAAAACAUAUUAUUAGGACAUCGUUAUUGUAAGCAAUGUAUAUUGCGGGGAAUGAUUGGAUUGAUUGAUAGAGGUGCCCAAUGGGUUACAUAUAUAGGCAGGGAACCCUAGAUGGUUUAUAGAAACACCACCAUGAGGGGACCCUGCCGCCAUCUACCAAACACAGGAGGGGGCGGCGCCCCCAGCCAGGGAGGCUGGGCGCCGGCCACCCAAGGCCCAACAGGGCCUGCUAAUCAUAACCCUAAUUGCCUUGCUAACAGUUAUGUUUACCUAGGUAUGAUAAAUCAGUAAUAUUGCUAUGCUAGUAAUUUUUGAUAAAGACACUAUCCUUCUGUUAUGUCCUUUUCUGUAACAGUUCAGGCUGAAAAUGACUGUACAAUAAUGGCAAUUUGUCAAUGGUCCAUGUUAUCUGGACAAUUAUGCACAUGCUCCUAGAGAUUGACUUCACUGUUUUCAAAAGUUAACUUUUCAUCAACUGAACCUCACAAGAACCAAAGCCUUCUUAUGGUGGUCUUAAUUUUUUGCCCUGCCCAUAAGUUCCGCUAAACAAUGCAUAUGCAAGGUCUGUGAAAAAUGAUAUAGCUGUUUUGUCAUGCCUUUCGUGACUUAAGAUGACAAGUGGGUUAGGAAAUAGCUUUAGCAGUUUGAGAACAUAAUCAGUGUGUCCAAUCUGCGGCAACCAUGCAAGUCUUCAAUACAAGGAACAAACUUCAAAUAUUUCUGAAGGUCUUUUAUUGACAAUUGAUAUAAGCAUAUUCCUUGCCAACUACUGUGGAUUUCCAAAGUUACUUUGCAAUCUAGUCAAUAAUCUUAUUCUGUUGGAACUUUGAAAGAGUUAGAUCUACUUGCUUGAAACAUCCAUGUAUUCUUCUACUUCAUUUUUGUUACCUGACUUGUUUGUUUUUGCUAAUAAUGCUGUACUGGUUGCUUGAGGCAUAUUUGCUAUGUUGCUGAUCUAAUUAUAAGUUUAUAAUAACUAGAUGAAAUAUAUUUUCUUAUUUGUUGGUAAAGGCGUAAAACUGUGCUGGUUGUGGUAAGAAAUAUUAGCAAUUAAUCCUCAAUUCCUCAUGGCUGGUUCUGUUUAGUUUUUCUUGGUUCUGUCAAGAAUGUUGCUCUCUUACAACAUGCACUGAGUUUUAAUCAUUGAAUCAUUUGAUAAUCUUGUUUUCCCCUGCAGGUUCACCAAGGCCCACCUUGUUAAUGGUGUGCUUAGAGUUGAUGGAAGUAACUGGCUUGUUCACAUGGUGCAGCAUGGCAUGUGCGUUUCUUCAGUAGGAUAUUUCAACUGAUGUUGGAUUGUUUCCUUCCUAUCGCUCUAUAGAGCUGCAGGGUUAGGGUUAAUCAUCUUUACCAUUGCCAAACUAAACUUCGGCGAUCCUCUUAGGACUUCUACAAGUUAACCAGUUAAACGUGGUGUCCAACUAAUGUCAGCGUUGUCUAUGUAAAUAUGUCCCGUGUCUGAUCAUCAGUGAUCGUUUGUGCUGGGUCUGUACAUGGUAACACAAUGGGGUAUUCUGGGGGCUUUCGGUCCUACUCCCGUGAACAGGUUUUGGCGAUCAGUGAUAUGGGAGAAACCGCCUUGGUACCUUGUGCAGGAUUUGUUGAUCGGAAAACAUAGCCUAUUGCUGCAAUUUUGAAACUUUUCGAGCUUGCCAAAUCAACUAUGUAGCGUGUGUUUGUUUGAGUUUGAAAUUGUAAUUGCAGAAGCAAUUCGCGUCUAGGGUUUUCGGGUGUGCUUUGAUUUUACAGCAGCAUAAGAAAUUGUAUUUGUUUGUAUUCUGUUAGGGCAGGCAUGCAGGAUCAGAAUCGAAACACCUAGAAGCUACAGAUUUUUGAG
Messenger RNA from Panicum virgatum (switchgrass), 3203 nucleotides. Its product is annotated as double-stranded RNA-binding protein 4-like. The record is from RefSeq and is a predicted model, not a curated record. The transcript is spliced from 6 exons. The coding region runs from base 54 to 947 and encodes 297 amino acids. NCBI's taxonomy places the organism in Eukaryota, Viridiplantae, Streptophyta, Magnoliopsida, Poales, Poaceae.